AUUGCGCGAAUUGGUAAAUAUAACUCUGCACGACCACGCAACUCGAAACACAAGUACGCAAACACGGUUGCGUGAAGCGUGGCUCGCAAUCGUGAAAUUUACGAGACUUGCUCGACCUGUAGAUUCUUGUUGAGCUUACUGAUUCCUCCUAUACUGUGCUAUGGUCAUAGAAGAGUGCACCACGCACACUGUGUGCGUGUGCACUUGGUUUACUGUGCUUGGUUUUGGCUGAGAUUGUUAAAUUUUAAAUUAUUAUUGGAAUACAUAAAAUCAAGUGCAAUCAAAUGGAAGCAAAACAGGAAAUGAACGAGGAAACUUGUAAAAUAGAAAUAGAGUAUAAUCACUUGGAUGAUGCUGUUUUGGAUGGCUAUAAAAGUGAAAUUCAAGAAGAGUCCAAUGAGGAAAGUACUGGUGAUGCAUCUAAUUCUUUAGAUUUGAAGAAAUGCCCCAUAAAUGCUGAAAUAGAACAACAUGGAAAUAAACUUGACCAAUUUGAAGAAACCCAAAAAACUGAAAAAGGAUAUCUCCAAGAUGAAAUCAAAAUCGAAAUUACGGAGAAGCUCACUGAAGAUUCAUCUUACGAAGGAAAUGAUAUGAGUCAAGACACUGAAGGAACAACAUUAAAUAAAAAUAUGGAAGUUUUGACGGGAAAAAGACGUUAUAAAUGUGAAAUUUGUUUUAAGCCAUUUCGUCAAGCAAGUAAUUUGAAAUCUCAUUUGAGAGUGCACACUGGGGAAAAACCUUACAAGUGUGAGAUUUGUUUUAAGCAAUUUAGUGAAGCAUAUACUUUGAAAAGACAUUUGAAAGUGCACACUGGGGAAAAACCUCACAAGUGUGAGAUUUGUUUUAAGCAAUUUAGUCGAUCGGGGAGGUUAAAAAAUCAUUUGAGAGUGCACACUGGAGAAAAACCUUACAAGUGUGAGAUUUGUUUUAAGCAAUUUAGUGAAGCAUAUAAUUUGAAAAGACAUUUGAAAGUGCACACUGGGGAAAAACCUCACAAGUGUGAGAUUUGUUUUAAGCAAUUUAGCAUGUCAAGUAGUUUAAAAGUACAUUUGAGAGUGCACACUGGGGAAAAACUUCACAAGUGUGAUAUUUGUUUUAAGCAGUUUGUUACAGCAGGUGAUUUGACAAAACAUAUUAAAGUGCAUACUGGGGAAAAACCUCACAAGUGUGAAAUAUGUGAUAAGCAGUUUAGAGAAGCACAUAUUUUAAGAAAACAUUUGAGAGUGCAUACUGGAGAAAAACCUCACAAGUGUGAGAUUUGUUUUAAGCCAUUUAGUGAUGCAUAUAAUUUGAAAUCACAUUUGAAAGUGCACACUGGGGAAAAACCUUACAAGUGUGAGAUUUGUUUUAAGCAAUUUAGCAUGUCAAAUAGUUUAAAAGUACAUUUGAGAGUGCACACUGGGGAAAAACCUUACAAGUGUGAAAUUUGUUUAGAUCGGUUUGCUCAUAAAUUUCAAUUAACUUUUCACAUGACAGUUCACACUGAAGGACCUCAUAAGUGUGAAAUAUGUUUUAAGCAAUUUGGUAGAGCAGAUAUUUUAGAAAGACAUUUGAUAGGGCACACUGGGGAAAAACCUUACAAGUGUGAGAUUUGUUUUAAGCAAUUUAGUCAUAAAAAUUCCUUGAAAACACAUUCGCAAGAGCAUACUGGGGAAAAAGCUCACAAGUGUGAAAUAUGUUUUACGCAGUUUAGACGCAAAGGUAGUUUAAAAAAACAUUUGAGAGUGCACACUGGUGAAAAACCUUACCAGUGUGAGAUUUGUUUAAAUCGGUUUGCUCGAAAAGAAUAUUUAACUUGUCACAUGACAGUUCACACCGGAAAAAAACCUUACAAGUGUGAGAUUUGUUUUAAACAGUUUAGUGAUACAAGUAAUUUGAAAAAGCAUUCGAGAGUGCACACCGGGGAAAAACCUUACAAGUGUGAGAUUUGUUUUAAGCAAUUUAGCAUGUCAAGUAGUUUAAAAGUACAUUUGAGAGUGCACACUGGGGAAAAACUUCACAAGUGUGAUAUUUGUUUUAAGCAGUUUGUUACAGCAGGUGAUUUGACAAAACAUAUUAAAGUGCAUACUGGGGAAAAACCUCACAAGUGUGAAAUAUGUGAUAAGCAGUUUAGAGAAGCACAUAUUUUAAGAAAACAUUUGAGAGUGCAUACUGGAGAAAAACCUCACAAGUGUGAGAUUUGUUUUAAGCCAUUUAGUGAUGCAUAUAAUUUGAAAUCACAUUUGAAAGUGCACACUGGGGAAAAACCUUACAAGUGUGAGAUUUGUUUUAAGCAAUUUAGCAUGUCAAAUAGUUUAAAAGUACAUUUGAGAGUGCACACUGGGGAAAAACCUUACAAGUGUGAAAUUUGUUUAGAUCGGUUUGCUCAUAAAUUUCAAUUAACUUUUCACAUGACAGUUCACACUGAAGGACCUCAUAAGUGUGAAAUAUGUUUUAAGCAAUUUGGUAGAGCAGAUAUUUUAGAAAGACAUUUGAUAGGGCACACUGGGGAAAAACCUUACAAGUGUGAGAUUUGUUUUAAGCAAUUUAGUCAUAAAAAUUCCUUGAAAACACAUUCGCAAGAGCAUACUGGGGAAAAAGCUCACAAGUGUGAAAUAUGUUUUACGCAGUUUAGACGCAAAGGUAGUUUAAAAAAACAUUUGAGAGUGCACACUGGUGAAAAACCUUACCAGUGUGAGAUUUGUUUAAAUCGGUUUGCUCGAAAAGAAUAUUUAACUUGUCACAUGACAGUUCACACCGGAAAAAAACCUUACAAGUGUGAGAUUUGUUUUAAACAGUUUAGUGAUACAAGUAAUUUGAAAAAGCAUUCGAGAGUGCACACCGGGGAAAAACCUUACAAGUGUGAGAUUUGUUUUAAGCAAUUUAGCAUGUCAAGUAGUUUGAAAGUACAUUUGAGAGUGCACACUGGGGAAAAACCUCACAAGUGUGAGAUUUGUUUUAAGCAGUUUAUUACAGCAGGUAAUUUGCAAACACAUUUAAGACUGCACACUGGAGAAGUACCUCAUAAGUGUGAAAUUUGUUUUAAGCUAUUUAGUGAAGCAUAUAAUUUGAAAACACAUUUGAAAGUGCACACUGGGGAAAAACCUUACAAGUGUGAGAUUUGUUUUAAGCAAUUUAAUCAAGCAGGUAAUUUGAAAACACAUUUAAGACUGCACAUUGGGGAAAAACCUCACAAGUGAGAUUUGUUUUAAGCAGUUUAGUCAAGCAGGUAAUUUGAAAACACAUUUGAGAGUGCACACUGGAGAAGAACCUCAUAAGUGUGAAAUUUGUUUUAAGCAAUUUGGUAGAGCAGAUAGUUUGGAAAGACAUUUGAUAGUGCACACUGGGGAAAAACCUCACAAGUGUGAAAUUUGUGAUAAGCAAUUUAGCGAAGUAAGUACUUUAAAACAACAUUUAAGAGUGCACACUGGAGAAAAAACUCACAAGUGUAAAAUUUGUUUUAAGCAAUUUAGUAUAGCAAAUAAUUUGAAAAUACAUUUGAGAGUGCAUACUAGGGAAAAACCUUACAAGUGUGAGAUUUGUUUUAAGCAGUUUAUUACAUCAGGUAAUUUAAAAACACAUAUAAGACGCCACACUGGGGAAAAACCGCACAAGUGUAAAAUUUGUUUUAAGCAGUUUUCUCAGAAAAUUAAUUUGAAAACACAUUUGAGAUUACACACAUGAAAAAUUUCUUUAACUCAUUUGAUGCAGUCUGUGAUUUGAAACAAAAUAAAAAAAAGUCAAAAAUUGGACUGUAAAGGAAACAGAUUUUAACCCUUUCGCUGCGUAAGGCGCACAUGCGCGCUGAUUUCCGUAUGCAUUUAAAGAUGAUAGUUUCAGGAGAUCAAGAAAACUUUGUACGCAUUUUCUUAAAUGUAACUUCUCCUCAUAGAUGAAACUCAUAAAAUUUUGUGUAAUAUGUUUCUUUAAAAUAUUUUUAUUUAUACAAUAAAUAAUUUUCUCGUUUCGCCGCUUCGCAAGAACGUAGGCUUAAGUCAAAAAAGACGAUUUUAGAGGAGAAGCAUUUUAAAAUUUUAUAGAUAUGAUCAUGGGCAUAACUCGGAAUAAGUUGUUACUUACUUAUACAAUUUUGUUAGAAAUACAUCUAAAUACAAACUGUGAUAACUAGAUAAAUUUAUAAGGUGUUAAAAUGGUUAAAUAUUAUCAUUUUGUUACCCCUAUUAGAGUUGAGCCUUUUUUCCUGAGAAACAUUUACUUCAACUUUGUUAAAACGCUGACCUAACUACAAAAGGGUCCUUAUUUUAGAGAGAAUUUUCACAAAAACUAAUCGCAAGUAUAACAAUCAUUCUUGACGAGAAAUAAACACAAAUUGCUCGAUAUUCUUCGGCGUAACUAACUUGGGUCUGUAUUCAUACGAAAAUGUUAAGUAUUUAACUACUUUUGCGCCAAACAAAUAUAGACACUUGGUGCCAUCAUUAACAUCAUAGGUCUUUAUUCAUGCGAUAGAUAUUUUUAUUUUUAGUAGAUCUGCAUUAAUAAGUCAAUUUCGUCAAAUUUUGACUUAAGCCUACGUUCUUGCGAAGCGGCGAUUUGUUAUCAAUGCAUUAUAAUGGUGUAAAUAAAUAAUUAUUUAUUGGUGUAAGGUUUAUGUCUGUUUACUAUUAAUAAUAUUGGCUAUGAGCAGAUGUUAGUUGUGUAGUAAUUUCUAGUAACGUCUAGCAACCUAACUUCCUAAAAAAAUUACCAACAUCACUAAUUGUGUCUCAGAUUGUCUAAAAUUGUAACAUUUGGGCGGCUGAAAGGCAAAGUGGUCUAAGUCACUUUUUUUGUCAUUUUGAGUUAUGGUCAUAUUUGGAUUGCCAGCAGCUGAUUUCAUUUUAUGGCAAAGAGACCCAAGUCGUAGUUCGCCUAAAAAUCCGCUAGAGCGCAGAAGCUUACUGUGCCUGACUGAUGUCAGCUGUAUAUUCGGCCGGCAGAGUGGUCUAAGUCAGACUUAGACCAGUUUGCCUGAAAUCGAUUUGUUCAUUCACUUGUCAUACCAGCUGAGGCUUGAAACAUCGAUGUAAUUGAUUUGAAAUACAUGGUAAGUGGCCAUUCAUUUUUACCAAAUGACACGGACUUUGCUUCAAUCGAGUCCUAUGCGCAGAAAAAGCUACAGGUAAUUUAUUCCCCAAAUGAGUGGAAUGAGGCCAUCCUGAAAUGCCGAAGUAAGAAUCCGUUUCACUUAACAAAAAUGGACAGAGAGGACUUCUAUUCCACCACGGAGUUAGUUGAUGCUGUAACUAAACGGUCAGUGAACGUUGAUAAAGGAAACUUCAACUGGCUGAAAACCCAGUGGAUCAGAUUUAUCAGAGAAGAUCCUUUUGUCCUUUUCUACAAGGAAACUCUACAGAAAGAUGUACAGUUUGAAUCAGUCUCUCUCGCUUGGUCGAAACAAAAGACAAAGAAAAAUCGAAACAAUGACCAAAUACCUGUUGGGUUGAUUGAACAAAGUCACUUGUACAAUGCUCCCCGUCCUGUGACUAAAGAGAAGAAAAGGGAUAUGUUAGACCUUUUGGACUAUAUUCCACCCGUUCUUCAUGAGUUCUACCGUAACUUGAUCACAGGUGAUGAUGUUGAGGACAUUGGACUUCUGGAAGAGGUGGCUGAACCAGAGCAAGACGAAAACAUUGAUUAAAAAAAACAUUUAUCUGAUGUAGGCCUAUCAUGUCUUUUUAUACAAGUUGAACUGUAAUAAAGUAAGCUACUUUUUAUUAUUA
This is a messenger RNA of Diabrotica virgifera virgifera (western corn rootworm), 5702 nucleotides long. RefSeq names its product zinc finger protein 91-like. The coding region runs from base 285 to 3182 and encodes 965 amino acids. Gene Ontology annotation, cellular component: nucleus. NCBI's taxonomy places the organism in Eukaryota, Metazoa, Arthropoda, Insecta, Coleoptera, Chrysomelidae. The record is from RefSeq and is a predicted model, not a curated record. The transcript is spliced from 3 exons.